GCGCGUCUACUGAGCGCACGCGAGGCGAGCGAGGAAACCGCACUCUGUUCAAGACAACCAACUGAAGUUUUCCAGCAGACUCACGACUCUCUGAAACACAGCUCGAAAGUCACUGGAUGCACAGCGGGAUUCGGAGAGCAAGGGAAACUUUAAACAGCAGUCGAAAGAUUCUCUCCAGACGCUUGAAGAAUAACACAACGAUGCGCGCGGUGUGGAUUUAGUUUGGAUGUAUUUUCGGACUUUCUAAAAGGGGGUUUCUCCACAUAUCCACUCGUUUGCCUAGCAUGAUCGCUUUCAGACAACGAGAGCUAUAAAGGGAGCUCAGACGAGGAGGUUUUUGUUGGUUUAUUCGCAAACGAACAAUCCACAGAAACUUUUUCUUUCUUGCGGAGCAACCGCAGCAGCUUCGUUUCAUUCGGACCGAAUCCAAAACAAAUGGCUUUCCUCAAAAUGCAACACUGUUGUGGAAUUACUCGUUAUUUUCUUCUCCUUUUCACUGUGGCUCUACAAACGACCAGCGGUCAGUAUCACGGAGAAAAGGGCAUCUCCAUACCCGAGCACGGCUUCUGCCAGCCUAUAUCUAUACCUCUCUGUACGGACAUCGCCUACAACCAGACCAUUAUGCCGAAUCUUUUGGGACACACCAACCAGGAGGACGCCGGUCUCGAAGUGCACCAGUUCUAUCCCCUAGUAAAAGUGCAGUGCUCCAUGGACCUGAAGUUCUUCCUGUGCUCCAUGUACGCGCCGGUUUGCACGGUGCUCGAGCAAGCCAUCCCGCCGUGUCGGUCCCUUUGCGAGCGCGCGAGACAGGGCUGCGAGGCCCUCAUGAACAAGUUCGGCUUCCAGUGGCCCGAGCGGCUGCGCUGCGAGAAUUUCCCGGUGCACGGCGCGGGUGAGAUCUGCGUGGGCCAGAACACCUCGGACGCGGGGAGCCCCACUUCAAACCCGACGCCCUACGUCCCAGAACUGAUUACAUUACAGCCAAACCUGGUGGUCAGACCCAACCAGCAAUUCACAUGCCCGCUGCAACUCAAAGUGCCCACUUAUCUGAAGUACCACUUUAUGGGCGAAAAGGACUGCGGGGCGCCAUGCGAGCCCACUAGACCCAACGGACUGAUGUAUUUCAGAGAGGAAGAAGUCAAAUUCGGUCGCCUCUGGGUCGGCAUUUGGUCAAUUUUGUGCUGUGUUAGCACUUUGUUCACCGUCCUCACUUAUUUAGUGGACAUGAGGCGGUUUCGUUACCCGGAGAGGCCCAUCAUCUUCCUGUCCGGCUGUUACUUCAUGGUGGCCGUUGCAUAUGCAGCUGGAUUUUUCCUCGAAGACAAAGUCGUUUGCAUCGACAAAUUCAGCGACGACGGUUAUAAAACCGUCGCGCAAGGCACGAAAAAAGAGGGUUGCACCAUCCUCUUCAUGAUUCUCUACUUCUUCGGGAUGGCGAGUUCAAUCUGGUGGGUCAUUUUAUCUCUUACAUGGUUUCUCUCAGCGGGCAUGAAGUGGGGUCAUGAAGCCAUUGAGGCGAACUCUCAGUAUUUCCACCUCGCCGCGUGGGCAGUUCCUGCGGUUAAAACCAUCACCAUCCUUGCCAUGGGCCAAGUGGAUGGCGACAUGCUCACCGGGGUUUGCUACGUUGGCAUCUACAACGUGGACUCUCUGCGCGGCUUCGUCCUGGCGCCCCUCUUCGUCUACCUCUUCAUCGGUACCUCAUUUCUCCUAGCCGGCUUCGUGUCGCUUUUCCGCAUCAGAACCAUCAUGAAGCACGACGGCACCAAGACGGAGAAGCUGGAGAAGCUGAUGGUGCGCAUCGGCGUGUUCAGCGUGCUCUACACGGUGCCCGCCACUAUCGUGAUCGCCUGCUACUUCUACGAGCAGGCUUUCCGAGAGCAGUGGGAGAAGACCUGGCACAUGCAGACGUGCAAGAGAUUCGCGGUUCCCUGCCCGGUUAACAACUUCGCCCCCAUGUCUCCAGACUUCACCGUAUUCAUGAUCAAAUACCUGAUGACCAUGAUCGUAGGGAUCACCUCUGGAUUUUGGAUAUGGUCUGGAAAAACUCUGCAGUCGUGGCGCAGGUUUUAUAAACGGCUCAGCAACAGCAACCAGGGCGAGACGACGGUAUGAGAAAAAGAGCGAUCGUUUUCGGUCAUGCUUUGGCUGAAUGUCUCGUGCGGACUGUUACGCGGAGAGAGACUUGUUGAGUGAGUUUUGCGGACACUACUGUGCGUGGAAACAAACGGAGCCUCAUGAACAGUGUUAUCAGCCCGAGUCUGUUUAACCAUUGGGUUUUCUCGUAUAUUUGUAUGUGGAGAGAGAGAGAAAAAGAGACAUUAUUUCUGUGUAACACGAUGUCAUAUCUUGGUCACAUGUGAGACCUGUGCUCACGGUUGUGUACCUGAAAUGUUGGAUGUAGUUUGCCUUAUACACACAUGUACCAACACUUGUUUUAACCGGGGACUUGUAUGACUUUCGCAGCCCUCCGUCGACAAUCAUGCAUACUUGUGUGCACACACGGACCGUCGAGUACGCAUUAGGAUCCGGAUUCUUUUAUGCAUGUGUAUACAGCUGUGAAUUUAUGCAAGCUCCCUUUAAACGACGUAACGUGUAAAUAAUCACCUUUUCUCAAAGAAUAUAUGUAUUUAUGGAAAUAAUCUCGCAGUUUUUUACUUGAUUUUUAAAAUUUGGUAAGAGACCUUUGUAUCUGUACAGUUUCGCUGAAUAAAAUGAUUAGAUUUUUAA
Danio rerio (zebrafish) is the source of this 2730-nucleotide messenger RNA. RefSeq names its product frizzled class receptor 7a (gene fzd7a). Gene Ontology annotation, molecular function: transmembrane signaling receptor activity. Lineage: Eukaryota; Metazoa; Chordata; Actinopteri; Cypriniformes; Danionidae. The record is from RefSeq and is marked validated. Gene Ontology annotation, cellular component: membrane; plasma membrane. Gene Ontology annotation, biological process: cell surface receptor signaling pathway.